Molecule: messenger RNA, 4897 nt
Organism: Carassius gibelio (silver crucian carp)
Lineage: Eukaryota; Metazoa; Chordata; Actinopteri; Cypriniformes; Cyprinidae
Product: ras-related protein R-Ras2
Exons: 6
Coding region: 300-908 (202 amino acids)
Biological process (GO): signal transduction
Cellular component (GO): plasma membrane
Molecular function (GO): GDP binding; GTPase activity; GTP binding
Source: RefSeq, a predicted model, not a curated record
UGUACUGCUGGACUGAUUAGCCCUAUCUUCCCCUCAUCUUGCAGCAGCACAGGCAGUCAGUGCCUGGUAGCGAUUUAGACGAGGGCGUAUGGACUUGAGGCAGCAGUGAAUGCAUUUCCCACAGACUGUGGUCGUACUUUUCUCCUCUCGUACGGAUUAACACUGAGUCCACAUAUCGCCUAAACGCCGUAUCGCAUUUUCCCCUGCUGCAUUUUUCCAUCUGAAGGCCUGUCACAGAGUAAAGUGUCUCGGUUGUGCGUGUGUUUAGACAGCGGAGCGAGAGCAGCAGUGUGUCCCCGAUGGCUGGCUGGAAAGACGGCUCAGUGCAGGAGAAAUAUCGCCUGGUGGUCGUCGGAGGUGGAGGCGUCGGGAAAUCAGCAUUAACCAUCCAGUUUAUCCAGUCAUACUUCGUCACUGACUAUGACCCUACGAUUGAAGACUCCUACACGAAGCAGUGUGUGAUUGACGAGAGGCCUGCGCGGCUGGACAUCCUGGAUACAGCAGGACAGGAAGAGUUUGGAGCCAUGAGAGAACAAUACAUGAGGACAGGGGAGGGCUUCCUUCUCGUCUUCUCUGUCACUGACCGGGGAAGCUUUGAAGAGAUCUACAAGUUCCAACGACAGAUCUUGAGAGUGAAGGACCGGGAUGAAUUUCCCAUGAUUCUAGUGGGUAACAAAGCUGAUCUUGAGCAACAGAGACAAGUGACUCAGGAGGAGGGUCAGCAGCUCGCCCGGCAACUCAAAGUCACUUACAUGGAGGCCUCAGCUAAGAUCCGUAUGAAUGUUGACCAGGCUUUCCACGAGCUGGUCCGAGUCAUAAGGAAGUUCCAAGAGCAAGAGUGCCCACCCUCGCCGGAGCCCACGCGCAAAGAGAAGGAUAAGAGCGGCUGCCAUUGUGUGAUUGUCUAAUUGGCCUUUCACUGCCGCCACUCACCCAGCUGCUGUCACCGGUCCCUGCCCCCCACCCUGCCUUCUGACAUCACGUCCUGUGCGGAUGAAUUCGCUGCCUUUCUACAUGUGCAUGUCUUCAAAACAGCAGUCUCUCUCAUAGCCUUAUCAGGGGCAGUUGUGCCUCUAGGACUUCACUACUAGAAGAACCAAACUGACAAAAUCUUGAUGGAACUCGCCAUUCUACCUUCAACUAGAGUACUGACAUCAGUGUGACCUAGAAUAUGGUAAUCGUGCCCCAACACUAAACAUCGCUUCUUACAAGUUUGCUGUAAAACACACACACAAUUCCUUGUUUUUGUAUUUCGAAGGGUUUUUUCUUUCUCUUGCCAUGUGACAUUAGUACGUUUGCUGAGAUGGAAAGACUAAAUGAAACACCAUUGAGAUUGCAGACGCCUUUUAGUCACGAGAUCUAGAUUGAGAUGAUGUUCUGAAGCUUUGUGUGUGUGUGUGUGUGUCGUGCCAUAUCUGUUUUUACUUCCAUAUGCUAAUCAGCGAUUGUACAUAAGUGAAGAUUCGUGUGAGUUGAGACCACCUUUAUAAUGACAAAACUCAGUCGCAGAGUAUUGUGUGUGAGGUUGACGAGCUUGUUUUGACAUGCAUUAAAACAAUAAUGUACUCGCAGAUAUGUACAUAGAUAGCCUCUAACAUUAUGCCAAUUUUGUCAGCAGUGAAGUCAGUUUGCCAACUUACUGUUUGGUCAAGGUGUCAUUUUGGUUCGCAUCGUAAGGCUUCUUGGCAUGUAUGGGUUUGUUUGUUCUUUUUUCUUUUUUUAAAAGGGAUAGUUCACCUAAAAAUGAAAAAUCAUUCACUUUGCCUCAUUUGUUCCAAACCUGAUCCAAACCGAAACCUUUCAUCUGCGGAACACAAUUUUUUUUUUUUGUCCAUACAAUAAACAAGGAUGUGAUUUUCAAUUUGCUUUAAUAUUUAUAUUGAUUUUCACAUUUUCUGACCUUCUUUCAGACCCACUUGAAUUAUGUGUAUGCGAGGAACAAAUUGCUGCGUUUGUCAACAAAAGAAAAGUUUUACGGUCUCCCUCUGGUUUUCCGCCAAAAUGACUAUUGUUUUAUGUUUAAAAAUCGAAGAAAUUAAGGCCAUAAUCCAUAAAUAUUGUUAAUUUCACUGUUGUUCUUAUUUUACUGUACAAAAGUAUUAUAUUUCUGUAUUAAUGUUUAUAAUUUAAAUAUUAGAGUAAAAAUACUAUUUUCAAUUAUUAUUACUAUUAUACAGUCAUAUUGAAUAGGGGAAAAUUAUUUAUUCUUCUUUUUCCUUCUUAUUUGUCUUUGAUCACAUGCCAGAAUGAAAGUAGUUGUUGUUGUUAAGGCCCCAUGACUGUUCAUGUUUUCUGCAAAACAUAUUUCAAAAUAUCUCCUUGUGUUUCACAGAAGUUAGUGUGUCAUGCAGGUUUGGGGGGACGAGAGAAUGUUCAUCUUUGGUUGAACUUUCCCUUUCCGUUCUGUGAUUGUGAAAUGUAUUCUACAUGUAGAUGGUUUGUUCAAGCCUUCUUGACUCUCAGCUCGGAAUUCUACAGACUAUCCUCAGACUCAGGUUUCUCCAUUUACAGUCUUUUCACAAUGUUCUGACGAUGUCUGCUCAUUCAGUAGUGCACAAUAGGCUGUCUGUUCUCUACUCGGUACCCCACCGAAAUCGGUGACACAGAGAAUUAGUCUUUCAGAUAAUUGUCUCUUUCUCUGGCCUUGUAUUUCAAUUCACUUAUACACUGAUUUAGUUUUUCUCGGUUUGGAAACGUAUUUAAGUGACUGAAACCGCGUGAGGACUCUGUUGAACUGCUGACAUCACAGAUCUUUCGUGUAUGUGAUCCGAUCAAAUCAAGUUGUUUUUUUUAGACACCAGACAUCCACAUUCCAUUUAAUAUGGUUUGACGUCUCGGUGACAUUCACACUUCAAUCUGGGAUUUCUCAUCUGACAGGUGAUCAUUUGCUUCCUGGCUUCAUACACCGAGGGUUCCUAUCAUGUCACAUUUUAUUUCCAUCUUCUACGAAUAUUAUUUUCCAGCGUGCAUUUCUGUACGAGGGAUACAAAUAAACCGUUUUAGUUUUUGUGUUUCAUCAUCAUGUAAUAUAAGAGAAAAGAUGGAAGUGAUCUUUGAAUGGACAUGAUUAAAUGUUUUUACUAUAUACUUUUAUACAUUAUUUUCUUAUCAGACUAGUUAAUGAGUAUUUUUAUAUGUUUGUAAGUGAAAAAAGCUCUCGCGGCACAACUGUGUGUAUAUGUAAAGAGGAGUAUUUAAUUAUCUUGGUUUGUUUUUAACUAAAAAAAAGGCCAAUGUGUGUUGAACUGUGGUCCUUUCGGUGGACUGAAGCCGAUAACCCAUCCUAACAGUUGUCCACCUCAUAGCCUAUAACAACUUUAUCAGUGAUCACUGGGCCAAUGCUUCGAGCAAUGCCCUUUUGUGAUGACUCAGGUUCAUAUCCUAACCUAAACCUUGUCCGUUACACCAGUUAAUAGCAACAUGGAUCAAAUCCAAAGCUAGUAAGAACGGAAGUGCAUGGCUCUUCUUCUUCCCAGAGUCUGUGUACAUCUAAUACAUACUGUGUUUUAUUUGUCACAUCUUUCCCUCCCCCUGUAUAGCCUCUGGUGCUAUAAUAAAAUCUAUGCUUUAUCUGUGAUAUAUUUGCUUUUCCUUAAUGAGGAAACAGGGUACAACACGUCGCACAGAAGGAUAGCUCUCGUUCUGUAAGUGACAAGUAGAUUGUUAUUUUGCUGUCCUUAAAUUCCCUGUGAUUUGCAAAACUCCCAUUCUAUUCUUGGAUGGUGUUCCAGCCGAUACGGUAAUGAGCUGUGUGACAACUUAUGUCAUAAGUUUGGUUUUAUUGUUAUUGAGUCUGCUGUGUGUUCUUUCAUGAGAUUUAAAAGUGUUCGGUAACAUUAUAAAGGAGAGGGGUGUCAUAUUAUUUUGGAGAAUACUCAGAUUUAAGAGGAGCGGCUUCAGAAAAGCUGUUGUUUGCUCAUGCUGUGACAGUUCUACGAUUAAUGUGUCAAGUAACCGAAUUAAAUCAAUGCAGUGACAGCUAUAAUAUAGAGUUGUUGCUGUGUGUGUCAGUUUUAUAGUGAUUGUAAAUCUGAAUGCACAGUUACUAUUAAAGCUUAUUCGGAGACGGGCCUUGAAUGGUCAGGGCUGAGUUUCCCAAAAGCAUCAUAAGACAAUCUAUUUAAAAGAAUAGUUCAAAUCCUUCUGAUGGCACCCAUUCACUGCAGAGAAUACAUUGGUGGGCAGGUGAUGUAAUGCUAAAACUGUAGUUCCCAGUGCAGGGAGACCUUAAAUACUCAUAUAUCUAAAGAAUGAAUUAUGCAUGCAAUCAUAUAAUGGAUCACUGGUCUCUUCAGUCUAUAAUUGUCAAAUGCAGAAGCCUUAAAAAUGUAUUAACAUAAAUGUAUUUUGGGGGUUUUGUUGUUCCGUUCACGUUGUGUGGAUGAGCGCUGUGUCAAAAUCGCCAUGACACAUUCACACAUAUUCACAUGGAUAAGUGGGCUUUAAUAAUCACCAUCACCUGCUGGGAAUGAGGGAUCAUAAUAGACAAGAAGAAAACGAGCACAUUGAUACUGGUGUUUGAAUCUGACUGAUCUAUGGUAGCUUAAAACACUUUCUUACCCACCCCCCUACCCCCCUGAUGAGCAUGUGGCAAAAACAUGGAUGCCUUUAUGAGGUCAGAAUGUGCCUUUGACUGGCUGUACUCAAUUCGAGCCGUUGUUUGGGAGACAGCUUUGUGUCCUUUGAGCACAUCUGGGUCAUGAAUGGCUGGAUUGACAGCUUAAUGUCACUGCGCUUGCAAACAUAUGUUUGAAGUUGGGUUUGCCUGGCAGCACAUGGUUAACCGGCAGCGAUGUGAGUGAACCGCAUUGUUCAGAUCUCAAAUAUUGGCAACAUUCUUUGUUUUCUAGUAAAUAAACAGUCACUGAAAAAACCGAUAAACCAUUUAGAAUUGGUA